ACUCAUAAUAAGCGCAUGGCCUUGACAUAUCAACAAACAUAAUGAUGAGACUAUAAAUUCAUACUAAUGAAACAUACUUCAGUGAUCAUAUGUCUAAAAUUAAAAAUGAAAGAGAAGUAAUUGCGGCAGCAAAAUAAUUAGCGCGUUUUUCAAUCUUGCUGAAAACUAUGCUAGACGACCGAUGAUGGAUAAUAUCAUAAAUGAACAUGAGAAUAGCCCACUACAGUCUGAGGAUGACAUUUUACAAUGUGAUAGAUAUGGCUUUCGUGGUGGCCAGCAGUAUACAAAUCCAGAAGAAGAAGAUCGUGUUUCCAUCGAGGUUAUACGUUCACGAGAGUUAAAAUGGAGGAAAAUGUGUUCCAAUUGGAGUUUAUGGUAUUUUAAAUACCAUCAAAAGCUACGUGAUCGAUGUCAAAAAGGAAUUCCUGAUUCAUUUCGUUGUGAAGCUUGGCAACGACUUUGUGCAAGCCCAAUGGUGCUUGUUCAACGUCAACGAAUUAUAUGUGAUGAGACUGCUGAGACAAAAACAACCUUAACAACUGAAGGAACUAGUCAAAGUGUUGAUCAUAGUAGUAAAAGUAAAUUUCCUAAGCAUCGUUUCGGCACAUUAUCAAAUCGAACAAAUUAUAAAAGUUUACAAAUGGUUAUCACUUCUCCAAGUUUUCGUACUAGUCAAAUUAAAGAAGAUGAUAGACGCAAACUUUUAUUUCGAAAAUUGCACGGCACUGACAGUACUGUAUUAAGUCAAGGGUCUAGUUUCCACUCUUUGCGCAUUAGUAGGGUUAAAGAUGUUAUUCCUAAUUCACAUGAUAGCUGUCGAUAUCCGUCAGCACUACCUCUUUCCUUACAAAAUCACGAUAGUCCAAAUACUCAAAGAAUAUCACCGUGGCAGCGAAAUACUUUCAAUAACGAAUCCAUUCGAUCAAUAUCCGGUACAACUCAUAGCAGUCUUCAUAAUUUACCUUCUAGUGCAUUGAACAAUGUCAAUUCUUCAAUGUUUAACCAAUCUGCACUACCUAAUUCAGGUUAUUCAACAAUUGCAUCUAUUCAUGGUAAAUCAUGUUCACCAGAACCACAUAUUGAUACUACUGAUAUGAUCAAAUCAAAUCAUGUUACAACUAGAAAUUCCGGUGGUUAUGCUAGUCUUAGUACGACAUCUUGUACAGAUAGUUCUAGUACAAAUCAUUUUCAAAACGAAAUUCAAAUUCACGAAGCAUCAUCCACAGAUUCAUGUACUUCCAUUUUAAUAUCAUCAUCUGUCGGAUCGUCAUCAUCACCAAUUUUGCAUCGAAUUACACGAAAUAUUGACGUAUUUUCUAACCAAACAAGUGGUGAUAUUCUAACAGAAUACGAUAAUGAUGAUCCCAGAGCUACACUUGUCCCAUCGAUUGAUUUAGAUCCAGAGAAAUUGUAUACAAAUUAUUGCUUACAAGAAGGGACAUCAGCUAAUUGUGAUCAAAUACGUCGUGAUAUUGAUCGUCAAUUUCCUUUCCAUGAAUUAUUCAGUGAAAAAGGAGGUCAUGGUCAAGAAAGUUUAUACACCUUACUAAAAGCUUAUACAAUUAGACAUCCAGAGAAAGGUUACUGUCAAGGUCAAGCCCCACUAGCAGCUGUCCUACUCAUGUUUAUGCCUGAAGUUGAUGCCUUUUGGACUUUCAAUGAAAUUUGUGAACGUUAUUUAGAAUCUUAUUAUGAUGAUGGUCUUGAACGAGUACAAAUUGACGGGGACGUCUUAUAUGCUCUUCUUAAGUCGAUACAUCCUCCAAUAUACAAAUUUUUACGAAAAUAUUCAGUGGAACCAAAUCUUGUCGUCUUGGAAUGGUUCAUGUGCGCUUAUACACGAACUUUACCUUGGACAGCUGUAUUAAGAAUAUGGGAUUUGUUUUUCUGUGAUGGUAAAAUCAUAUUAUUUAAAGUGGCUAUUGUUUUAUUGAAUCGUUUAUUUGGACAUCCUUCUCACCGUAAAUCAUGUCAAGGACUUGACGAUAUUCUCAUGAGAUUACGUGAAGUAUCAUCUGUUGUUGGAAAAUUGGAUAAUUUUAUCCGUGAAGUUGUUCGAGUCCCUAUAACUGCGAAAGAAUUAAGUCAACAAAUUGUUCGACAAUCUCAAAAAUGGGCAGCUAAUCAUCAAAAACAAUCUUAGGCAUUUAAGUUCAUCAGUUGAUUUAAAAAAUUACCCAAUACAUCAAAUGAAGAAAUAACUAAAAAACACUUGACCCUUUACCCGUUUACUCAGAUCAAAUCAGCAUGUAAAAAGAAAGGAAUCAACGCCAUAUAUUUCCUCUUCGAACACUGAAUUACUGUUAUUUUCAUUUGUUCUUCUACAAAAAGGGAAUGUGUUAUCAAUUUUCCUCCUUUUGUUAAAAAUAAAUAAUAACUGCGACUUCCAUACAAUAUCUGGUGCAAUGUACUGUGUUUACUCCGCCCAAACUACUUUCACUGGAUGAAAUUGUCUACAUCAUGAUAAACACCCAAUCAUAUCACAAGUGAAAUGGCUUUUUUUUCUGAAUAAACGGAUAGACUCCUUCCGUGUAUUUACUACAUCAUUUUUCAUUUAAAAUGUCUUUUUACGCAUAUUAUUGUUGCUGUUAUUAUUAUUAUUCUGUUUCGUUUUUUUCUUUUAUCUGAACUACCUAUUUACUUUACACAUGGUUAUUGUUUUUCUAUGAACGUUAAAUUGCCACUCUCUCACAAAUACGCAUAAGCGUGGAGGGUCAUCUCUAGACACAUGAGAUGUAAGAUUGUUUUAUAAAUACAUACAUAUAGCUUCAUUGUUCCAGCUUUUGCGUAUCAUCAAAUUUAAUCAACCUACUCCAACCCUAGCCUUUGAUCAAAUGCACUAUUUUGUGCUCACGUACGUGUAUCGCUAUCGUAUGACUGAAAUAAUUAUCUUUAUUGUGCAUUUAUUUCUCGUAAAUACUACAAUUCGAAUUUAUACAUGUCACCUUCUUACUAAUGAUAAUUAUUACUCUUACAAAAAGCUUUUGAUUAUUUGCUAUUAUAAAGAUUCAAUGAAACAACUGUGUACAUAAAAGUUUUAUUUUUAAAAUCCUUUACUUCCUAUUUGUUAAGUUAUCUUAAUUUUUUGUGUAUCAUAAAUAAUGUGAUGCAAGUUUUGCUUGCGUGUUGCUUUUUCUCUAAUUAUCCCGGCUUAUAUAUAUAUGUGACUUGCAAGAUUCUUUGUAAGAAUGUUUAUUAUCAGACUUAACGAAAUCUGUCAAAAUGAAGUUCACUAGUAUAGUAGAUUGUUUGUUUUAUAUUAAUGAAAGCAAAUCUAAUCCGGCCAAAGAAGCUAAAGUUAUCCAAUAUAACUUAUCAGAGAAGGAGUUUUCUAUUUUGUACAGUUAACACUGAGAUCUAGCUCACAGCAUAUUUUGUUUGAUGAAAAAUAUGUAAACACUUGAAGGUGAAUUUUAUCAUCUUAAAAAAGAUUACCACUCCUUAAGAUGUUAGUAAUUCAAAUUGAUAUGGAAAUAUUCAAGAUGAAAUUCAGCAGAGAACAAAUAUUUCUUUUAUUCAACAUUGUAUCGAUUCACAGGCAGUGUUCUCGCUUUGAUUUCUCGUCAACUGUUUGACAAUAAAAUUACCAUUUACUGAAAUGUUUCAUCAAAACCUUUUCCUUAAGUUGAAGAUGAUUAUCGUCAGAAACUGAUAUCAGCCAGAGAUCAUCAGGCAGUUAUUUUAGACUCCUCAGAGAUACUCAUUCGUGACCCCACAGGAAAGCGAAAUCGGAGUCUUUAGUGCUCUCAAGGAUCAUAAUUCAAUUAUAUCACUGAACUGAAAUCCAAUUGUUUACGCUAGGCAAAUCGACAGCAAAACAAAAUCUCUCGAGUAUGUCUUUCCUCCAUGGAUUUUUUAGAGAAAUAAAAGGACAAAACCUCCAUAAAAGAUUAUCAAAUACUUGGGAUUUGUUGUUACUAAAAAUUAUUUACGCAUCAGCUUCAGGCAAAUCCAUGAGUUUUACGUGUAACAGCUGCAUAAUGAACACUUGAUCAGUGACGAAUCUAAAUAGUUUGCAGGGGAACAAUGACGAGAAAGAGUCCAUUUUUCCACUUAUAAUCUGUUGAGAAUAUAAUAAUUUAUAUUUAAGAAAUGAGUGUGUACCGACUUUGUUUAAAUCUUACAUAUUGAUCGGAUAAAUUUAUAUUUAAAAUAACUAAUUAUUAGAGUAGAUCUAAGCGUUUUCUGUUGUGUUGUUUACGAG
This is a messenger RNA of Schistosoma rodhaini, 4204 nucleotides long. Lineage: Eukaryota; Metazoa; Platyhelminthes; Trematoda; Strigeidida; Schistosomatidae. The record is from the annotation of a GenBank genome assembly.